This is a messenger RNA of Nicrophorus vespilloides, 3848 nucleotides long. It is a transcript of the gene mib2, whose product is annotated as E3 ubiquitin-protein ligase MIB2. The transcript is spliced from 8 exons. Lineage: Eukaryota; Metazoa; Arthropoda; Insecta; Coleoptera; Silphidae. Bases 294 to 3266 code for a protein of 990 amino acids. Gene Ontology annotation, cellular component: cytoplasm. Gene Ontology annotation, molecular function: zinc ion binding; ubiquitin-protein transferase activity; protein binding. The record is from RefSeq and is a predicted model, not a curated record. Gene Ontology annotation, biological process: protein ubiquitination.
UUGGUGUUAUCCGUCAAAAUGAAAUCAGUUGCGAUGGAUGUCAGCUAGCAAACAACAAAACAAGUUGGCUGGGCUUAUCGAAUGCAGUGGUCGAAAGCAGAGACGUAGUUUCGUUUAUUGCUCUGAACUUACUACAGAACUGCGAUUGUUGAUAAUCGAAGAAAUAAAUGCAAUUAUUAUGUGAGUUCGUGAUCUUGCUGAAAGUGCGCACUUUAAACUCUGAACUGAUUAAGUAGCUAGGAAAAAAGCGUAAUUUCCCCCCGACUGAACAGGAUCUUCCUCGGAUAAGGAUAAUGCUCUCGACUGGAAUAAGGAUUGUAAGAGGUCCUGAUUGGACUUGGGGUGAUCAAGAUGGUGGUGAAGGUUAUGUGGGAACAGUGUGUGAAGUUGGGAAGUCCGGCACGGUGGGAUCCCCUGAUAAAACUGUGGUGGUGCAAUGGGACAAUGGCACCAGGACAAACUACAGAGUUGGAUACACAAACAAGUUUGAUCUGAGGGUAAUAGACAAUGCACAGGCCGGUGUUAAACAGCAGAACAUAGCCUGUGAUGGUUGCAACAGUCAAGGUAUUUCAGGGAUGAGAUUUAAAUGCAUCACAUGCUUUGACUAUGACCUUUGCUAUAUGUGCUAUCAUGGCAAUAUGCAUAAUUUGAAUCAUCCAUUCAAGAGGUUUGAUAGUGCCACAUCCUCUGGGGUUGAUUUACCUGUGAGGAGAAAUGCAAUGCAAGGUGAGCUGUAUGGUAUAUUCGAAGGAGCCAAAGUAGUUAGGGGAUUCAAUUGGGAAUGGGGAGACCAAGAUGGUGGUCAAGGAAAAGUGGGUAAAGUGUUGGACAUCAGAGGCUGGGAUAAUGAGAGCAGCAGAUCAGUGGCCAAUGUCACUUGGGCGAAUGGUUCAACAAAUGUUUACAGAUUGGGCCACAAGGGAAAUUGCGAUAUAAAAUAUGUUGAAGCAGCAAGUGGAGGGCGUUACUACAUUGAACACCUGCCUAUUCUAGGACAUAUUGUUGAGCAAGUGCAAGUGAAGCCUGUCCGCUUGGGUCCAGUACCGUUCAGUGUGGGAGAUAAAGUACAGGUAUUAGUCAACAUCGAGCAGUUGAGGGAAAUGCAGCAAGGUCACGGCGGUUGGAACCCCAAGAUGGGAGAGUUCAUAGACAAAGUCGGCACUGUCCAUCGUGUUACAGACAAGGGAGAUAUACGAGUUCAGUACGAGGGUUGCAACAAUCGAUGGACGUACAACCCAAAGAGUCUCUGCAAGGUUAACAGUUUCGCUGUUGGUGAUAUAGUCAGUGUUAUAUGCGAUGAAGAUGAAGUAAAAAAAUUGCAGAAAGGUCACGGCGAAUGGAUCGAAAUAAUGAAGAAUGCUAUAGGCAAGUUGGGGAAAGUGAUUAAGCUGUAUCACGAUGGAGAUCUGAGGGUGCAACUGGAUGGUCAAGCUUGGACUUUGAAUCCACAAUGCGUCAGAGUCGUUCCUGGGAGCGCCGCCGAAUUGGCCAACACUAUGCAAGCGACACAAAACCAAAGACAAGAACCUUCGAUGCAAUGGCAACCGUCGAAUGGUUCUGAAAGGAAUAGUAUUGCAGAUCAGCUCGUUCGAGCGGCUCAGGGUAAUCUGGGUCUCGUCGUCAAACUGCUUCAAAAGAUAUCCUAUGUAGACAUGCAGAGCGGUGGUAAAACGGCAUUACAGGUGGCUUCGCAUCAAGGCCAAUUGGAAAUAGCCAAGGUAUUAAUACAGGCGGGCGCAGAUGUUAACUGUCAGGACAGCGAUGGAGAUACGUGUCUCCAUUAUGCUGCAUUCGGGAAUCAGGCGGAGAUCCUGAAAUUACUUAUAAACACCGGUGCCAACCUGAAUACUCCGAACAAAGGAGGAUGCACCGCUCUGCACAUUGCCGCACACAAGAAACCAGCGAAAUGUGUGCAGGUCCUUUUGGCGGCAGGAGCAGAUCCGAACAGCAAAGAUUGUUACGGCGAUACAGCCCUGCACGACGCUAUUGGUAAGGAUAGUUUCCAAGUGAUCGAACAACUGUGCUCUGCUUCCGGUAUGGAUUUCACCCUUCGGAAUAAGCGCGGAUUCAACGUGUUGCAUCACGCGGCGCUGAAAGGUAAGAAUUUCGCAACUGUGAAAUUGCUGGCGCAGGCCAGACAAUUAGUUGAUGUGAAGAAGGACGACGGUUUUUCCGCACUUCAUUUAGCGUCGUUGAACGGCCACAAGGACGUCGUAGAAACUCUAGUCAAGGAUGGACACGCGGACACGGACCUCAGGAACAACAGAAAUCAAUCCGCGCUCCUCUUAGCGGUCAGCCAGGGACACAGCAGCAUCAUAGAGCUGCUCGUCAAGCUGAAAGCCGAUAUUAAUGCCAAAGAUGAGGAUGGACUUACUGCUUUGCAUAUCGUACUGACGAGGAUGUCACAGGUAUGCACUGAGAUCCGGCAGGAGCAGAGUCCCGACAUAUUCAUGAUUCUCCAAGCCUUACCCGAGUACGUCAUCGCGAACAGACAAUACAUAGCGAUUGCCUGCUACCUGAUUCAGCAAGAUAUAGAUUUGGAACUGCUGAACGCCAAAGGACAAACGGCUCUGAGUCAACUUCAUGAUUCUCAACUGCAGGAACUCUUGAAGAGCUAUAAACCCGUCGUCGACAGUAACCAGCUGUUGCAGAAUAUAAUAGGCGAUGUGCACACCUUACAUUUGGAAGAUGGUGCGGCAGCCGGUGCCAUCGAAGGCUACAACCUACCUGAAAACGCUAGGAGUAGUCCAAGCAAAAACGUGGAAUGCGCGAAGCGCAGAAGUCGCAAAACCGAACAGAAUAAACAAGAAAAAGUUGGCUGUUCAUCUUCCGAAGGCUCUCCGAGCCACAAGAGCGAACAUUCGUACGAGAACGAGACCAAGCCCAAAGCCGCCGAAUGUUCUGUCUGCUCCGACUACACUGUACAGAACGUCACGUUGGAACCCUGCAACCAUAGGCUAGCCUGCGAGGAGUGCUCUUCUCGCAUAAGGAAGUGCUUCGACUGCGGAGACACCGUUCUAAGACGCGUAACAAUGGACGGUAGGUUGAUACCGUACAAGCAUCGACAACCUAGCGCCGAGAGGUUGCGUUACCUGGAAACGAAAGUUGCUGAAUUUGAAGAGUUGCAGGCGUGCAGCAUCUGCAUGGAACGGAGGAGAAACGUUGUCUUCCUUUGCGGACACGGCACGUGUUCGCGUUGCGCAGAUACCCUGAAGAUUUGCCACAUGUGUCGAAAGACAAUAUCCAAGAAAAUUCCAGUUUAUUAAUUAUUUUUUACUAUAUAUAUAUUUACAUAUUUAAAGAUUUUUUAAAGACAAGAGGAUUUAUAUAUAUAUAUAUUUAACGAGAAAUAAUAUAUUUGAAUUUCACUGCCCACAAGAAAGGAAAUUCUGUCCAGGAAGGUUUUUGCGUACAAAAGAUGUUCAAAUCUGCACAACAAUAUAAUUUGCGAUUGAACUAAUAACGUUCAUUUCCUUUCCUUUAAGGGACAUAUAUAUAUAUUUUAGUGUAAUUUCGUGAAUUGUCUUCACCGAUAUAUUUAUAAUUUUAGGACGAUGAUCAGAGAAGCAGUCAUCUUCUAUGCAUACUAAAAGCAUAAGAGGCGUCUCAAUAUAUAUAUGAUAAGACUGCUAUAUAUGUUACAAACAAAAAUAGACGAAAAUCUAAUUGAAGCUAAAACGGGUUGCUGAAUAAUGGACGGACAUAUAUAUUGAUUGUAUAUAAAAAAAAAGUACAUUGCAGACAAGAAAUAGUAUAUAUAUAUAUACAUAUUAUGCCAAUUCUCGUGUUCGCAAUCCUAAAUAAUAAUUUAUUUAAUUUUCUGUGAUGCGAUUUGAGAGAUAUUUUUU